This is a messenger RNA of Saprolegnia parasitica CBS 223.65, 1547 nucleotides long. Its product is annotated as H/ACA ribonucleoprotein complex subunit 4. Gene Ontology annotation, biological process: snRNA pseudouridine synthesis; rRNA pseudouridine synthesis; box H/ACA sno(s)RNA 3'-end processing. Gene Ontology annotation, cellular component: box H/ACA snoRNP complex. Gene Ontology annotation, molecular function: pseudouridine synthase activity; RNA binding. The transcript has a single exon. The record is from RefSeq and is a predicted model, not a curated record. Lineage: Eukaryota; Oomycota; Saprolegniomycetes; Saprolegniales; Saprolegniaceae. Bases 57 to 1451 code for a protein of 464 amino acids.
CGUUGGCCACUGCUUUUGAGCUCGGUCGCAAGCUCCUCAUUCCGCUACAUACCAUCAUGGCCGACAAGAAGCUCCGCAAGAAGGAGAAGGAAGCGACGGACCUCAUCGCGCCCGAGACGUCGACGCCCAAGCUCGACACGUCCAAGUGGCCGCUGCUGCUCAAGAACUACUCGGACCUCAACGUGCGCACGGGCCACUACACGCCGAUCCCGAGUGGCUCGACGCCGUUGAAGCGCAACAUCCACGACUACAUUCGCUAUGGUGUCAUCAACCUCGACAAGCCCGCGAACCCGUCGUCGCACGAAGUCGUGGCCUGGAUCCGCCGCAUCCUCCGCGUCGAGAAAACUGGCCACUCGGGCACGCUCGAUCCCAAGGUGACGGGCUGCCUCAUCGUGUGCGUCGACCGCGCGACCCGCCUCGUCAAGUCGCAGCAGGGCGCCGGUAAGGAGUACGUGGCCAUUGUCCGCCUCCACAGCGCCAUCGAGUCGCAGGCCACGAUGGCCCGCGCCAUUGAGACGCUCACGGGUGCGCUCUUCCAGCGCCCGCCGCUCAUUUCGGCCGUGAAGCGCCAGCUCCGUAUCCGUACCAUCUACUCGUCCAAGCUCAUCGAGUACGACAACGAGCGCCACCUCGGUGUCUUCCACGUCAGCUGCGAAGCCGGCACGUACAUCCGUACGCUCUGCGUCCACUUGGGUCUUGUCCUUGGCGUCGGCGCGCACAUGCAAGAACUCCGCCGUGUGCGCUCGGGUGUCCUCGGCGAAGCCGACACGAUGGUCACGAUGCACGACGUGCUUGAUGCCCAGUACGCGUUCGACACGUACAAAGACGAGAGCUACCUCCGCCGCAUCGUGCGCCCGCUCGAAGUCCUCCUCACGACGUACAAGCGCAUUGUCGUCAAGGACUCGGCGGUCAACGCUGUCUGCUACGGCGCCAAGUUUAUGGUCCCGGGUCUCCUCCGCUUCGCCGACGACAUUGACGUCAACGAAGAGGUCGUGCUCAUGACGACCAAGGGCGAAGCCAUCGCGAUUGGUAUCGCCCAGAUGACGACGGCCGUCAUGGCCACGUGCGACCACGGCGUCGUCGCCAAGAUCAAGCGUGUCAUCAUGGAACGCGACACGUACCCGCGCCGCUGGGGCCUCGGCCCCAUGGCCCAGAAGGUCAAGGGCCUCGUCAAGGAGGGCAAGAUUGGCAAGUUUGGCAAGGUCAACGAAGCCACGCCCGCCGACGUCUCGGCCGUCUACUCGAAGCAGGCAGCGCCCGUCGCGGCCAUCACGCCCGUCAUUGAGGAGGUCAAGGCCGACUCGGACGAGGAGCCCAAGAAGGAAAAGAAGGCCAAGAAGGAGAAGAAGGAGAAGAAGGCCAAGCGCGAAGCCGAGGCGGAAGACGGCGCCGACGAGCCGGAGAAGAAGAAGAAGAAGAAGAAGAAGCACAGCCAGGACGACGAAGAGUAGAGAACGAUGAUGUUGUAAAGUUAUAUAUAGUGUUUAGUACAUAUGCUACUACACACCUUGAAUCGACUAAGACACAUUAUGGCUUGCACUUGCACG